Messenger RNA from Closterium sp. NIES-65, 615 nucleotides. NCBI's taxonomy places the organism in Eukaryota, Viridiplantae, Streptophyta, Zygnematophyceae, Desmidiales, Closteriaceae. The record is from the annotation of a GenBank genome assembly.
AUGUACAUCACCCUCUACUACAUAGUCACCCGGCUCCCUGACUCCCUUCGCUUAGUCAGGGACCACUUCCUCUCAGUUUGCCCCACCACACUCAUCGUUGACCUCCUCGAGGAGCACCUCCUAGCAGCUGGGAAGAGCAGAGUUGCUGUAGGAGCCUCUCGUGGUGACCCUCGCACCCCCGUCUUUGAGGGGUGUUCCCCUUCCCGCCUCUUGCCCUCUGUUGCUUCUGCUGCUGCGGCCGACCUUGUUGGUUUCGAGUCGGCCGGCGCUGCAUCUGCCUCUAGCGAGAGACGCCGCACCGGCAAGGGCAAGGGGGGCAAGGGCGCUGGAGGGGCUGGCGGGGGCGGUGGAGGUGGUGGUGGAGGCAGUGGAGGGGGUGGAGGUGGUGGUGGGAGUGGUGGCGGGGGUGGAGGUGUCGGUCGCAGCAGUGGAGGCGGAGGAGGCAGCGGCGGUGGCGGAGGGAGCGGAGGCAGCGGAGGUGGCGGAGGCGGCGGAGGUGGCGGAGGCGGCGAAGGUGGCGGAGGCGGCAGCGGCAGCGGUGGAGCUGGUCGCGGCUCUACACACAGGAGUGGGUCCGGUGGUGGUCCGCGCCAGCAGCAGCAGCGCAGUCGAUAG